UGAAUAUUGAAUAACUAAAUUUUGUGUUUCUGAAUAUAUUCUAUUGACUUGUUUUUUUUUCUAUAAAUUAAUUAACAAAAAAGAAACAAUAGCUGACACAAUGCAACUAAUAAUUAAAUUAUUAUUAUAAAAUAUUGUCCAUAUAUGUACAUACAUGACUACAAUCAAAAAAUGCCUUCAACUUGUGAAUUUCAAUUAAACAAUCCCAAUGCGGUUUACAAUAGUGGAGACAUUAUAAGUGGUGCGAUUGUUUUGAACACAAACUCCCCCAAAGUUAUAAGAGAUAUACGCAUCAUAUUCCGUGGCGAAGGAAAAGUAAGCUGGACUGAAACGGAGAGGCGUAGAAAAUCGGAUGGUACUUACACCAAUCACACGGUGAAGUAUAAAGCCAACGAGUUGUAUAUCGACAAUAGUACAACCGUACUUGGUGAGGGAACUCUGCCGGCAGGAACUCAUACAUAUACAUUUCAAAUACUUGUACCGCUGCGUUGUCCCACCUCUUGUGAGGCUCGCUACGGUCACAUACGCUACGAACUGAUGCUUAAACUAAAUAGGCCGUUUCGUUUCGAUAAUGAGUUUAGUAAACCGUUGACGGUACUUAAAUUGCUGGAUUUAAAUUUAAAUCCAGCUUUUAGAAUUCCCAUUGAAAGUGAGGAUGUUUUUAGUUCCUGCUGUUGGAGCUGUUCAAAUGGUACUGUUAAUACCACGCUUACAAUCCCAUUCGGUGGCUAUGCCAUCGGACAGAGUAUCAAGUACUCAUUGUAUAUACAAAAUCAAUCAAUGAACGACAUUGAAGGCUACACCAUCGAAUUUAAUCGGAAAAUAAUUUUUACUGCCCGCACACCACGUCACAAGGUACGCGAAGAAAAAACCACGUUACAUAACAAAUCAUAUGGUGUCCGCUGUUUACGUUUGACUACGCGUAUUUUUGAUGGCAAUUUUCUAAUAGUCUCCACACCUCCCACCACCGAGGGUGAGGGUAUUAUAAGUGUACGUUAUUCAUUAAAGGUGAUCAUAAGUAGUUCGGACAAUAGUAUAAGUGUACCAAUAGUUAUUGGUACAGUGCCACUGAGAGAGAGUAUGGAAACGGCAGUACCUUCGCAAAAUGAUCGCCUUGUUACAGUGGCACCCACGGCACCCGAACUACGUCUGGUUGACCAAAGCGGCAGUGAUUUGCCGCCAAGUUAUCAGGAAUUGGGCCCUCCCUCAUUCGAAGAGGCUACACGCAGUAGUUCACCCUUUAUAGAUACUGAUAGAAAUGAGCACAAUCGCCAUAUUGGUUUUAGGCCUUUAUAUCCCUCGUACUCGCAAAGUGAUACCUAGUUGAAUUACCUCAAAAUAGCCUUAAUCCUUAACACGGAGCUACGUGAAAAAAAAACUUGCAAAACGACCUAGCGUGGGUUAUAGGUCUUGCUGAGUACAUUACAAAUUGUGUAAAAUAACAAAGAAGUUAUUUUAAAAAAACCCCUUUUUA
Messenger RNA from Calliphora vicina (urban bluebottle blowfly), 1474 nucleotides. Its product is annotated as arrestin domain-containing protein 3-like. The record is from RefSeq and is a predicted model, not a curated record. The coding region runs from base 145 to 1323 and encodes 392 amino acids. Gene Ontology annotation, cellular component: cytoplasm. Lineage: Eukaryota; Metazoa; Arthropoda; Insecta; Diptera; Calliphoridae. The transcript has 4 exons. Gene Ontology annotation, biological process: protein transport.